This is a messenger RNA of Andrographis paniculata, 2498 nucleotides long. RefSeq names its product cytochrome P450 71AU50-like. The record is from RefSeq and is a predicted model, not a curated record. Gene Ontology annotation, molecular function: monooxygenase activity; heme binding; iron ion binding. The coding region runs from base 317 to 1864 and encodes 515 amino acids. NCBI's taxonomy places the organism in Eukaryota, Viridiplantae, Streptophyta, Magnoliopsida, Lamiales, Acanthaceae. The transcript is spliced from 2 exons.
CGGUCAAGUCUUUUGUCUCCCAUUCCCAAUAUAAUAAUAACAAUAAAAAUAGUAAUAAUCCAGCAGCCAAAGCCAAAGCCAAAGCCAAACCCAUUUCAUUUCUAUGUCAAUGCACUAAUACCUAGCUCUAUCAAGUGUAUAUAUGGAUCUAUGUGUAUCUCUGGGUACUGCACAAUGUCCUUCCUUCCGUCCUUCUUCACCCAUACGUACGUACAAUCAUAUGCUAGCUCCCAUCCACACAUUAAUUAAUUUAACACACCAGUACUCUCCAUCUACAACAGCUUACCUUAGCUUAGCUUAGGUAAUUUGAUUAACCAUGGCGGCGUGGGUUUGGGCAAUGCUAUCUGCAUUCGUACUCCUUCACCUCCUCCAAAAACUUUUCAAUUCGAAGAGGAAGACGAAGAAGAGAAACAUGCCCCCGGGGCCGCGAGGGCUGCCCAUUUUAGGACACCUUCAUCUGCUGGGCAAGAGCCCCCACCGGGCGUUGCAUGAUCUUGCCCGGAAGCACGGCCCCAUCAUGGGGAUGCGGUUCGGCUUCGUGCCCACGGUGGUGGUGUCGUCGCCGGAGGCGGCAGAGCUGGUUCUCCGGACGCAUGACGUCACCUUCGCCGGCAGGCCCUCCCAGGACGCGUUCCAUUACAUCAGCUACGGGCAGAAGAACCUGGCCUUCAGCCCCUACGGGCCCUACUGGCGGGAGAUGCGGAAGCUCUGCACGGUGGAGCUGCUGAGCACCGCCAAGAUCAACCAGUUCCUGCCCAUGAGGGAGGCCGAGAUCCGGCUGCUGGUCGGGAGGCUGAGAGAGGCCGGGGAGAGAGGGGAGGCCGUGGAUCUGACCACCAUGCUCUUGAGCCUGGUGCGGGACAUGAACUGCCUGAUGCUGUUCGGGAGGAAGUUUGGGGACGACGCCGGCAGCUUGGACGACAGGGAGUUCAAGGAGGUGAUCCUGGAGGCGUCGGAGCUUGGGGCCCAGUUCAACAUCGCCGAUUACUUCCCCUGCGUUGGGGUUUUCGAUGUCCAGGGGAUCAACCGCAAGAUGAAGGGGCUGGCCAAGAUCUUCGACAGGUUUCUCGAGAAAAUCAUCGACGAACACGUGCAGAACAGGAACAGGAACAGGAACAAGAACCAGCAGCAGCGGGGGGAUGACGCGGCGGAGGAUUUCGUCGACACGAUGAUGGGGAUAUUGGAGUCGGGGAGGGCCACUUUCAAAUUCGAUCGGUCCCAUGUCAAGGCGAUACUGCUGGACAUGCUGAUCGCGGGUACGGACAGCUCGGCGACGGUGGCGGAUUGGGCACUUGCGGAGCUGAUAAAGCACCCGGAGGCGAUGAGGAAGCUGCAGAAGGAACUGGAAGCCGCGGUGGGGAUGGGCAGCAUGGUGGAGCAGCGGCACCUGGAGAGGCUGGAGUACCUGGACCAGGUGGUGAAGGAGACGCUGCGGCUGCACACGAUCGCGCCGCUGAUGCUCCCCCACGAGUCCCUGGAGGACUGCGACCUCAAGGGGUUCCACAUCCCCAGGAAGACCCGGAUCAUGAUCAACAUAUGGGCCAUCAUGAGGGACCCGAGCGUGUGGCCCGACCCGGAGAGCUUCGUCCCGGAGAGGUUCGCGGGCGGGGGCAAGCGAAUGGACGUGACGGGGCAGCACUUUGAGCUGAUCCCGUUCGGGGCGGGGAGGAGGAGCUGCCCGGGGCGGCAGGUGGGGCUGACGGCGGUCAAGCUCAUCCUCUCCCAGCUAGUCCACUGCUUCGACUGGGAGCUCCCCAACGGCAUGAAGCACGCCGACAUGGAUAUGGCCGAACUCUUCGGCAUCGUCACCGGUCGGAUUGAGCAUCUCAACGUCAAGCCUGUUUAUAGAUUGUUGUCCCAAUAGCUAGGCAAUAGCUGCUGCCAUGACAGACUGCAUAUAUAUAUAUAUAUAUAUAUAAAUGCUCACUACAUCUCCAUCUCCAUCUGCUCGCUCCCUCCCUCCUCAUUCAAUCUUACCCGACCCGACCCGACCCUAAUAAUACUUGUUAUUUGGAUGGAUGGUUACAGAUUUGCAGUGCAGUCGAGUCGUCAUUUUGGAAUAAUAAUAAUAAGAAUAAUUAAUAACUGUACUAGUACGUAAUUACAUACAAGUGAAGUCAUGGCCUACGACGUCCCUAGCUAUCUUCUUCCCCUCUGGCCUGCCUUUGUUGAAACGCACGCACAUACUGUAAUUAUAUAAUCAACAACGUAACUGCGCGCGUCUCUCGAUCAGAAACUGAGCUGAGCUGAGAGCUGAACAACGUAGAACAAUAGAAUAGAGUAGAAUAGAACCAUUCAACCACAGAAACUGUUCACAGUGGAGCUGAGCUUCCAAGUUACCAAGGUGCUGCUGCUGUCCACUUUUCCUCAUGUACAUGUGUACUCACUGAUUUUGAAUAAACUGCUACUGUGUAGGCUGUAGCGAUCGAGCAUCAUCAAACACGUAGGUAGAGAGAUGAUUUAGAGAUAAGGAGAGAACCAGAAGAUAAGAUGACGAA